Helicoverpa armigera (cotton bollworm) is the source of this 2618-nucleotide messenger RNA. RefSeq names its product cilia- and flagella-associated protein 52. The coding region runs from base 150 to 2480 and encodes 776 amino acids. The transcript has 16 exons. The record is from RefSeq and is a predicted model, not a curated record. Gene Ontology annotation, molecular function: protein binding. Lineage: Eukaryota; Metazoa; Arthropoda; Insecta; Lepidoptera; Noctuidae.
AUGACUGGUCCGUUUACAUGUUGCUAAGCAACCAUAACAAACAUCAAGUCUUCUGCAUUGAUAAUAUUUUUUAAUAUUCUCUAUUUUAUUAUACAAAUAUUAGGUAAUUCAUAUAUUAGACUAAAACAUAAAAGACUGAAGUGAGCAACAUGGGUGAUGUGAAAAACUUGGAGUCUUAUGCUAUCAUUGGAUUUGAUGGAUCCGCCAUCAGAGGUCUAAAAGUUCACCCAGACAGUGAACAUAUUGUGUACCCAAUGGGUAACAAAGUCUGCAUCCAAGAGUGGAAGACCAAGAAAAUGUUCUUCCUCAGCGGCCACACAAACAGCGUGUCGACAGUCGCGUUGUCUCCUAAAGGCACCUUCGUGGGUUCUGGACAAAUAAACCACAUUGGCUUCAAAGCUUCUGCUAAAGUAUGGGAUUUUAAGAAGAAGACGCUGCUUGGGAGUCAUGAGUUGCAUAAGGUCCGCGUGGAAGCGCUAACAUUCUCAUCAGACGAGCGCUACAUGAUAUCCUUAGGUGGUCGAGAUGACGGCUGCGUGGUGCUCUGGGACUGCUUCGCAGGGUCAGCUACGGGCACCGCCGCGGCAUCCAAGCUAACUACAGGAGAUGCUAUGACGCUAACUGCUCUCAAUUUGAGAGUCAACUCCUUUGUUACUGGUGGAGAUUCUAACCUCAGGGUGUGGAACAUUCGCGCCGAGAGCAAGAAUCUGGACGUGGUCGACGUGUCGCUCGGCAAACUCCGGCGCAGCGUGCGUUGUAUAGCGGUUAGCAGGGACGAUACAUAUGGAUAUGCAGGCACUACGACCGGUGACAUGAUAAAGUUCUCAAUCAACUACCCGUCCGAUCCCACUGCUUCGGUCGCUAUGUGCAAGCCUGCGCUGAUCGGCUGCCUCGCCAAGUGCGGCCCAUGGAAGAAGGGCAAAAGACCUGAAUCUCUCUGCUAUAGUCAAGGAAUUGAAUCAAUACUUAUAAUGGAUGACGGAUGUCUUAUUGUGGGAGGUGGAGACGGCACUAUAGAUGUGCUGGACGAGAUCAACUGGAAGGGAUCGUUUCCCAAGGGCAAGAUACUCGACCCUAACAAGCCUCAUUUUAAAGCUCUAAAAUCAACAAAGCUAGAGGGCAGUAUAACCUCCUUGGAGCUGAUGGAGUCGCCUACAAUGCAAGGCAACAGACGGCUACUCCUGGCCGGUACUAGAAGCAGCGAGAUAUACGCCAUUAACGUGGCCACAUUCAACCCCACGCUGGUCGUCACCUGCCAUCGAUGUGCUAUCAAUGAUAUUGCGUUUCCAAGAGGUAUGUCAGGAGUGUUCGCUACAGCCGGGGCGGGUGACGUCAGAGUGUGGUGUCUGGAGACCUGUCAGGAGUUGCUGCGGAUCGUGGUGCCCAACUUUACGUGUUCCGCUGUCUUGUUCUCUGGCGAUGGCAAGUCUAUUGUAUCAGCUUGGAACGACGGCAACAUCCGUGCAUUCACUCCGCUGACGGGGCGACUGAUCUACUGCAUCUUCAACACGCAUAACAAGGGAACUUCUGCACUCGACAUGACCACUGACGGUAGGACCCUGAUCUCCGGCGGAUGUGAGGGGCAGGUCCGUGUGUGGGACAUAAAGCCAGAACGCCAGACCUUGAAGAAAGUGCUGAAAGAACACAAGAGCCCCGUGUCCGCCAUACAGGUGUCGCCGAACAACACUGAGGCAGUCAGCGCCGGCACUGAUGGCUCCUGCAUUAUAUGGGAUUUGAUUUCACUAUCCCGUCGACAAGUGAUGUACGCGAACACGCUGUUCAUGUGUGUGUGCUUCGAGCCGCAAGGCUGUCAGCUGCUCACCGGCGGCUCCGAUAGACGCGUGGCUUACUGGGAGACUGGCAGCGGUAAUCUGGCUAGAGAACUGGAAGCGAGCAAAGUGGGUGCUGUCAAUGGACUUCACAUUACUCAGAACGGGGAACUCUUCGCUACGGGAGGCAACGAUCAGAUGGUUAAGUUGUGGAAGUACCAGGAAGGCAUCUACACGCACAUGGGUCUGGGGCACGCGGGCGCGGUGACGUGCACGCGCUUCAGCCCCGACGCGCGCUACAUCGUCAGCGCCUGCGCCGCCGGCAGCAUCAUCGUGUGGCGCGUGCCCGAGCAAUACAUCCACAAAGAGACCACACCGCCUAAAAGCAAGCAGACAUCGGCCAACUCCCAGAAGACGUUACAAGACGAGCUCCGACUACCUCUGGCGGAGAAGGCCUCGCACAAGGCCGCCGGAGACCGGCCCUAUGUGCCCGCCGCACCUAAUAAGACUGAAAAAAUCGAAGCAAUGGAUACGACGCGCGGCAGCGUACACUCGUGCUGCCCGUGCGACGACACCGCUCGCACUGACAACAGCAAGAAGACCGAUAAAACUAAACCUCCCACCGGAAUCAAAUGCUGUAGACCACCAGAUAACCUACCAACGCGGACGACAAGCAAAGAGUAUGUCAGUGGCAGUGGUGACAGAAAAUAGGCCCAGAUAUUCGAGUGUUGUGCCUAAGCGAUUGCGUAGCAGACUGCCUUCCCCUACUGUCCAUGAAUAGUAGUGGAAGCAAUAAGAUAAGAUGUUACAAUUGACCCUAAGUAUUCAUGACUCUCGAAUUAUAUUUAU